Paramecium octaurelia is the source of this 2284-nucleotide messenger RNA. The record is from the annotation of a GenBank genome assembly. Lineage: Eukaryota; Ciliophora; Oligohymenophorea; Peniculida; Parameciidae.
AAUAGAUGGAAGAUAGAGCGCUAAGAACUAAUUAAAUGAUCAAUAGAUAUCAGGAUCAUUAAACCAUCAAAUUGGGAUCUCCAGAAGAUAACCAUUAUGCGAAGAAAGAAAAUUGGAAGCAAAUUGAUGAGAAGAAUAAAAACUAAUUUAGAAGUUAUGAAAAAUAGACACUGAAUUUGGAACCAAAGACUUCUUAUCAAACAUAUCAAGUGGCUAACAAUGGUUUGGACGAUAAAGACUAAUAUAACAAUAACACUAAUCUAAAGUAAUCCUAUUAUUAUGAAUAAACCAAACCUUAAACAUCGAUUUAUUAUUCAAGAGAAGACAAAUAGGAGUAGGUGCCUAUUAAUAGAUAAAACAGAGAUGAACAACUCCCACAUUCAUCUGACUAAUAUUAUUCAAAAUAAAGUGGAUUACCCUAAGGUAAUAGAACUCCUAUGGAUUCAAGAUCAAAUUUCAAUUCAAAAAAUCCAUUAGAUAAUGACAGUUAAAAUAAAUUUAAAAGUGAAUAUUAGUUUUCAGGUUUUAAGACUGAUUUUAAAUGGCCAGAAUACUAAAGAAUGUACCCUGAAAUAACAAAGAAUAAAAAUAACUAGUAAGAAAACAACAAUCAAGUUUAACAGGGACAAUCGCAAGAUUAGAGAGGAUUCUUAGAUAUCGAAUAAAGAUUAUAAUAAAGAAGAGAAUAGGCAGAGAAAAUAGCUGGAUAAUAGGAUAAGAGAUUAAAUUAUUAUUCAAAAUCUUUAGAAUAUUCAUAAAGAUAAUAACAAGUAGGAUUAGAGAAUAGUUAAGAAAGAAUGAAAUAAUUCUAAAAAGAACUUAGAAAUGAAGUAUAAGAAAGAAUAAAAGAAUAAACUAAUCAGCUAGCCAAAUAAGAUUAUAGAAAUUUUGAGUUGAAUUCUUAAAGAAGCCAUUUGGAAAGAGAUAUGGAUAAUAGACAUAACAAAAAUGAAAUACUUGAAUUAGAUUAAUUUAAAUACACCUAAUAGGAUGCUAAAUUAAAUCUGAAUGAAAGGAAAACUAAUUAUUAUGAUAACUCAAGAAAGGAUUAUGCAAUAAAUAGUAGAGGAUCUCAAUUUGAUGAAAAGUCUCCUAUCUAAUCAAGGUUUACUGCUGAUUCCAAAUUCUAAGAAGUAUCAAAUUUAGAAAAAUAUCAUUAUGUUAAAAAAUAAUAAUUAAAUCCACAUCAAAUUUAUGAUGAUAAAGUAAAAUAUGUUGAUAGAUCUUUAAAGUAUAAUAAUUCCUAAAAUGAAGAGAAAAUUAAAUGUAACCUAAAAUCUGAAGGUAGCACCUUUAAAGAAUCUAAUGACAAAUUUUAACUUAAAGAAAAAUUAAAUUAUGAAACUAAAUUACCUUAUCAAAUAAAGAGAGAGGAAGUAUAAUCACAAGGGAUAUAAGCAAGACAUAACCUAUAUGAAAAAAUAUAAUAAUUUGACCAGAAAAGCAGCACCAAAUAUUAUGAUAGUCGAGUUUUUUAAGCUGACAAAUUUUAAAGUAAUAACUUUAUAUAGGAAACAAAGACAUUUGAUUAAUAUUAAUCUAUUGAACCAAAAAACAAAGUAAUUGGAUAUAAUACUGAUAAAUAUGAGAUUAAAACCCAAGAUUAACAGAUUUAAUAGAUGGAUAAAAUGGAAUUUAAAAGAUCUCAAUUCUAACCUGAAAUAAAUCAACUUAGAGUAGAAUUCGAUAAAAAGUAUGGCUAAUUCAAUCCAGAAAUGAGCCAAAAAUUGUCUGAAAUAGAUAAAAGAAGAAUUUUUGAAGAUAAAUCUAAACCAGAACCAAUUUAAACCAAAAUAGCUGGAGCUAGAGAGUAUUUAGGUUAAAAGUACUAUCAAAGAGAUCCUUAUAGAUAUGAAUAGAGACAUAGUUAUCAUGAAGAAUCAUCCUAUCAAGAUAGGUUGGCUAUAGAAAAAGGGAACAGCAGAAAUAAUGCCAAUAAUAAGGCUAUUGAAGAUAUACUUCAAGGAACAGCAUUAAGCAAAUAUAUUUAAAAAGAGAAGUAAAAUAAAGUAAUGGAUAGAGUAGUAAGUUUUACAAGUAGCAACAUUAACUAACAAAAGUCUCCUUUAAAUGAUAAAGAAUAAUAGUUAGGAUAUGAUAGAUAAGUUUAAUUGUAAAGAGGACUAGGGAAUGAUAGAUAUGCCAUAAGCGAGUAUUAAAACAGAUUAUCUUCAGAUAAAAAUUUAUAAAAAUGUAAUUUUUUAACUUAUUUUUAGAUGGUAGUCCAUCUGGUUAAAUAAUCAAGUAAUAUAGAAAUUACGAUACUAUGGACAGAAGAUUUUGA